AUGCGGGUGGCUUUCUACAGAGAUCGCAAGGGCAAGAAGUGCUCCGCCUUCGACGCGAAGGACCUAGAGGUCAGCGUCACCGAGGAGGACGUCCGCAAGAAGGGCCUGGAGGAGCUCGACGACUACAUGACGAAGAGCAGGUGGAUGGCUGCUCGCAUCGCGGAGGAGCCCGCGAAGGCCGAGUGGAGCAAGACGCAGUGGGACAACGCUUGGACGGCUGCCUUGGACGCGCCUGACGCGCAGAAGAUGUUUGUUCGGGGCCGGUGGCUGCUCGGGGAGUUCCUCGGCGCCCAGGUGAAGCAGGGCCAAGCCAAAGUCUUCCGGGGCGCGGUCAAGCGCAAGUCCGAAGCGACCAGCGCCGACCACUUGGGCCAGCUUGCGGCGGAGGCCGCCGAGAUGGGCAAGGAGUGGCAGAGGAUGAGCGGGUCCAUCGCCCCGACUGUGACGCCCUCCGCCGACUUGGUGGAGCAGCACGCCCCGAAGGAGGGCAAGGUCUGCCCCGAGGUUCACGGCGCCGGGCUCGUCGCCAGCUUCCAGGCCGACAUCGCGAUGGCCGCCCAGGAGGAGGAGGCCGAAGCAGCAGCUGCGUCUUCAGCCAUCGUAAGGACGAAGGCUUCUCCGCCAGCGAAGAGCAGGGAGAGGUCCAAGAUGAUCCUGCAGCUGGCCUGGGAUUCCGAUAUAUCUAAGGCAUCGUCAUCGCUGAUCGCUUCGGUCACUGCGAGGCGCGAGAAGAUGGACGAGGCCAUCGCGGAUACCCUCUGCGACGACAUGACCGAAGAUAACGCGUCGGAGAUGAAGGCCGUCUCGGACAAGUGCUUGACUACCUUCCAGAGCUUGAAGGCCAAGACGGACUUGCUUCUCACCAGCUGGGAGAGUAGGCCGAAACCUGAGACCGAGGCGCAGUGCAAGGAGCAGCUGAAGGAGCUCACCGAACAGAAAGCCGUGUGGACUCAGCCCAAGAAGGACGAGACCGAGGCCGUUGCCUUCAACACGGCGCUCAAGGCGAUGACCGACAAGACGAGGGACUUCAGGAAGGCCUCCGAGAUACUGCAGAAGCAGAAGGCCGCGAGGAGCGCCCACGCUCACCGCGCCGAGAGCGGGGGGGCAGGCGUGUCCCGCGAGCUCCCAAUCGUCCCGAGGCUGCGUCACUUCGCGAAGGGCGCCGGCGAUGACUUCAAGGCCGGGGGCUGCGCGACGGCCUUCGGGGCGUACUUCUCCGACGGCGUCGGCCGCCCCGUCGGCGCGGAACCCGCUCUCAUGAAGGCGGCAGUCGUGGACAAGCUGACGAAGCUGGAGCACUGCAAGUCGCGCCACGACUGGGUGGAGAACUACGUCCAGAAGAACGGGCUCGAAGGCGCGAACAGCGACAUCGUGAGCGCCAAAGUCAACGCCGCUUUCAGCCCGCAGAUGUGGCUCUUCAAGCUAAAGUGGUCGGCCGUGACGCUGUCGCCGAAGGCCCUUCCCGAGGUCCGGGUCACCAUGGCGGGUUCGGAGGUGAUCUACGGCGUCAAGCUUUCGGCCCCGAGCAAGGAGACCCUCAAGGAAAAGCUGAACGAGUUCGGCAACAUGAGCACCGACAACGUCAACGAGCUGGUCAAGAAGUGCGGCUUCACCUUCGUGUCUGAGCCGGGGAGCGUCCUCGUCGCCCCCGCGGGUUAUGCCGUAUGCACUUUCAUUGUGGGCGACCAGACCUGCGAGGGGUUGCGCUGGCCCUUCACUCGCGAGUCGGAGCCCGCGCUGGAGCGCCAGGUCAUCCGCUCCACCCUGGAGCUGGCGACGAAAGAGUUCGGCGAGGACGAGGCGAUCGAGGCGCUGAAGGGCGCGCUCGAGGCGGCGUGA
This is a messenger RNA of Prorocentrum cordatum, 1839 nucleotides long. NCBI's taxonomy places the organism in Eukaryota, Dinophyceae, Prorocentrales, Prorocentraceae. The record is from the annotation of a GenBank genome assembly.